CCCUGGGUCCUUCCUUCCCUCCUCAACCAACCAACCAACCAAAAACAAACAAACGACCCCGCAGCCCCCGCAAACAUGUGCUUCGUCCUCGUCGGCCUCUGCCCGCACUGCGGCCACAUGGCCGCGCUGCGCACGCGCUACUGCGACGCCGUUGCGCGGCAGGCAUGGGAGCCGCCGAACCCGUGCGCGGCCGGCGUGAACGAGUACGAGUAUGUGCCGGGGCGGGCGUGCGGACGGGGUUGCGGUGGUGGGAGGCAGGAAGACAAGCGGGUGAGGAGGUGUGGGAGGUGGGGAAGGAGUGAUGUUGUGGGUGUGGAAAGGAAAGUGGAAGAGAGAAUGGUUGCGGGUGUGGAGACGGAGGUGGGAGAGGUUGUGGAGGUGGAGAAGGACGCGGAGGCGGAGGCGGAGGUGAUUGAUGAGGGGGACGAGGUGUGUGCGAGUGGUAUGUUACUGGAAAAACAGUGGGAUGGACUGGACACGGGUCUGGCGAUGGUGCAGGAUCGCGGUGAGGCGGAACUGAAGAACGAGUUUGCGGCGCUGAUGGAUUGGUAUAGGGGCGAGUUUGCGGAGCAGUACGUUUUUGAGUGGGAGCUUGGGGAAGCUUGAGGAUGGUUGGAGUCUGUUGGAACGUCAGUCGUUUCUUUGACGAAGACAUGGCUCUUUGGGUCUUGAGAGAGGGGAGGCUGCAUUUGCGGGGGUAAUG
Messenger RNA from Aplosporella prunicola CBS 121167, 703 nucleotides. RefSeq lists its product as uncharacterized. The record is from RefSeq and is a predicted model, not a curated record. The transcript has a single exon. Lineage: Eukaryota; Fungi; Ascomycota; Dothideomycetes; Botryosphaeriales; Aplosporellaceae. The coding region runs from base 76 to 606 and encodes 176 amino acids.